This is a messenger RNA of Colius striatus (speckled mousebird), 1092 nucleotides long. It is a transcript of the gene DENR, whose product is annotated as density regulated re-initiation and release factor. Gene Ontology annotation, molecular function: translation initiation factor activity; mRNA binding. The transcript has 8 exons. NCBI's taxonomy places the organism in Eukaryota, Metazoa, Chordata, Aves, Coliiformes, Coliidae. The record is from RefSeq and is a predicted model, not a curated record. Gene Ontology annotation, biological process: translation reinitiation; formation of translation preinitiation complex. Bases 258 to 854 code for a protein of 198 amino acids.
GCCGUGCCGCGGCCUCAGGGGCCUCCCGGGUAAGGCCGUGCCGCCGCCCGCUCCGCGCUUCCCCCCCUCGCCGCGGGAACCGCGCUCAGCCCUCACCCCGUUCAGCUGCGGGCCGCCUCCCCCCGCCCCGGCUACCGGCAUCCUUCCCUCAGUUCCCACACCCUCCUUCCCUUCUCCCGUGGCACCGCGGCGGCGCCUCUGCAGGGAUUCCCCGUCGCCUCUCGUCCCUCAGCAUCCUCCCCGCUCAGGCUUGUGACAUGGCCACAGAUGUAGCUGAGCCUGUGGUCCCUGACUGCAGAGGAGACCUAAGGAGCGGUCCCAGGUCAGAUGCCGACUAUCCUCUUCGGGUUCUCUACUGCGGAGUCUGUUCCUUGCCAACAGAGUACUGCGAGUACAUGCCUGAUGUGACUAAAUGCAGACAAUGGUUGGAAAAGAAUUUUCCAGAUGAGUUUGCAAAACUGACAGUUGAAAAUUCACCUAAGCAAGAAGCUGGGGUCGGAGAAGGCCAAGGAACUGCAGGAGAAGAAGAAGAGAAGAAGAAGCAAAAGAGAGGUGGAAGAGGUCAGAUAAAACAGAAAAAGAAGACUGUACCACAGAAAGUUACAAUAGCUAAAAUUCCCAGAGCAAAGAAAAAAUAUGUCACAAGAGUCUGUGGCCUUGCAACGUUUGAAAUUGACCUUAAGGAAGCACAAAGGUUCUUUGCUCAGAAAUUUUCCUGUGGUGCCUCAGUAACGGGAGAAGAUGAAAUCAUCAUUCAGGGAGAUUUUACAGAUGACAUCAUUGAUGUAAUCCAGGAGAAGUGGCCAGAGGUGGAUGAUGACAGCAUUGAAGAUCUUGGAGAAGUCAAGAAGUGAUAGUGAAAGACUACCUUUAUUUAAUUAUAUGCUUAUAAAUGAUGUAGCCAAAGUGAGGCUUCUAAAUCCAUUUGCUCUGCAGUGAAACUGUGGAGAACCUGUAUCCUUGGCAUUUUCACUGUUCUGUAUAGGCUGCUUGGAGGUUUUUUUUUGUUGUGAUAUUUGCCAAAGUUAAAUUGGGGUUUUAUCAUGCUUAGGCAUGAAGUAGGUUUAAAUAAAAUCACUGUUCCUCACUGAA